AUGAACUAAAAUCUCAAGGAAAGAGAAAACAAAAAGUGCAAACCAAAAACUUUUUUUUCCAACGGACAUUCAGUGAAUUGGACAGUGAGAUCCAAGAUCUAUAACGGAACAUUGGGAGAGGUUACAAGGAGAGAACGAGAGAGGGAAAGGGGGAGAAAAAUGAAUUGGGUAUCAAAUUACAAUCUUUUUUUCUCUCUCUGUCACUUCUCCGGGAGUUAGGACGCAAAGUUGUUUUGAGAUCACACACGGUCUUGGUACGAAUCAAAUGAUUUGCAUUUUGCCCCGUAGGCUUUGUGUUUUUUUUUAAGUCUCACUGAGUUUGGAAACAGAAUUUGGGAAUAAUCAAAUCCCAGUUUGCAGCCGGCUGAGUCUGGAAUGAGUUGAAACUGACGCGAUGGCAUUCGCUGCAAGUUGGGAAACUGACUCAUUUUCUGGGGCAAACAGAUGCAGAGACAGAGGCCAAUAACUCAUCAGAAGACGUUUCGAGCAGAAGGGGAUUAAUUCCCCGGUUUUCAGAGAGGCAAACAGCGAAGUUAGAAGGUAGGCGACGGGCUGGGGGUGAAGAUCUCUUUUAACUUUGCAGUUGGAAGUCUGGAGGAAUCAAGAUGUCUACCGCCUGGCAGUCUUUUGUUAAAGCGGCUGCAGUCUCCCUGCUUUUACUCUGGACUUCCCUGGAGCUGAGCGACACGAACCAAACGUUUCCGCACGAUCGCUGCAAAAAAGUUUCGGACUGCGAGCCCCUGAGAUACAACACAUGCAUGGGUUCGCUCCUACCUUACACCCACACAUCGCUCGCUCUGGUUGAAGACUCCAGCACACAAGAGGAGGCUCACAACAACCUGGUCCUGUGGUCAGGAUUGAGGAACGCUCCAGGCUGUUGGAGUGUGAUUCAACAGCUUCUGUGUGCUGUCUACAUGCCAAAAUGUGAAAAUGGCAAAGUGGAGCUACCUGGACAGGUUAUGUGUCAAAUCACCAGAAGCCCAUGUGCCAUUGUGGAGCGAGAGAGGGGCUGGCCUGACUUCCUGAAGUGUUCAAAUGAUCGGUUUCCUGAAGGAUGCCUGAAUGAAGUUCAGAACAUCAAAUUUAACAGCUCUGGUCGGUGUGAGUCCCCUCUGGUACGCACAGAGAAUCCCAAGAGUUGGUACGAGGAUGUGGAGGGAUGUGGAAUCCAGUGUCAGAACCCACUGUUCACAGACAGUGAGCAUGAUGCCAUGCACAUCUAUAUCGCUGUCUUUGGAUCCAUUGCCAUUCUGUGCACAUUCUUCACAUUGGCCACUUUUGUUGCUGACUGGAAGAACUCUAACCGUUACCCUGCUGUCAUCUUGUUUUAUGUGAACGCCUGUUUCUUCAUUGGGAGCAUUGGCUGGCUUGCACAAUUCAUGGAUGGAGCACGGAAAGAGAUUGUGUGCAAGGCAGAUGGGACCAUGCGACUUGGAGAGCCAACGUCCAAUGAAACACUCUCCUGUGUUAUAAUAUUCAUUAUUGUCUACUACUCUCUCAUGUCUGGGGUCAUCUGGUUCGUGAUGCUGACCUACGCUUGGCACAUGUCAUUCAAGGCUCUCGGCACCACCUAUCAGCCUCUUUCUGGAAAGACAUCCUACUUUCAUCUCGUCACUUGGUCAAUCCCGUUUAUACUGACUGUUGCCAUUUUGGCUCUGGCACAGGUGGAUGGAGACUCUGUGAGUGGAAUCUGCUUUGUUGGAUAUAAGAAUUAUCAUUUCCGUGCAGGGUUUGUCCUGGCUCCAAUCGGGCUGGUUCUGCUAGUUGGUGGCUAUUUCCUUAUAAGAGGUGUCAUGACCCUAUUUUCAAUUAAAAGUAACCAUCCUGGCCUCCUGAGUGAGAAAGCAGCCAGUAAAAUCAAUGAAACAAUGCUCCGUCUUGGCAUUUUUGGAUUCCUGGCAUUUGGCUUUGUCUUCAUCACAUUUGGAUGCCAUUUCUAUGAUUUCUUUAACCAGGCUGACUGGGAGAGGAGUUUCCGUGACUAUGUUCUGUGUGAAGCCAAUGUCUCUAUUGCUGAGCAAACCAACACUCCAAUCCCUGAAUGUAGCAUCAAGAAUCGCCCUAGCCUUCUGGUGGAAAAGAUAAACAUAUUUGCCGUGUUUGGGACAGGCAUUGCAAUGAGUACCUGGGUCUGGACCAAAGCUACAAUCUUAAUAUGGAAAAGGACAUGGUUUAGAAUUAUCGGCCGAAGCGAUGAUGAGCCAAAACGAAUUAAGAAGAGUAAAAUGAUUGCUAAAGCUUUCUCAAAGCGAAAGGAGUUGCUGAAGAAUCCAGACAAGGAACUGUCAUUCAGUAUGCAGACCGUGUCUCAUGAAGGGCCCGUGGCUGGAAUCAACUUUGACUUGAAUGAACCAUCUGCUGACCUCUCAUCUGCCUGGGCUCAACACGUAACAAAGAUGGUGGCCAGAAGGGGAGCUAUUUUACCACAGGACAUUUCUGUCACUCCAGUAGGGACACCAGUGCCACCAGAUGAGAACAAGAGGAACCUCUGGAUCAUUGAAGCUGAGAUUCCCCCAGAACUACAGAGGAAAUCUGGGAAGAAGAAGAAGAAAAAGAGGAAGAAAGGCAUUAGACCUCUUGGACCUACAGAGGAGAUGCAUGACAUGGGUUAUUGCACAGAGAGAGCAUCCAGCACUGUUCCACACUUGCCCAAGUUACCCAGGCAAAAAAACUUGGUGUCAAAAGCUUUGGAACCAACUGACAUUCAGGAUAACUUACCAGGCACUCUCCUGGAAUCCGGAAUCAACUCUGGACCAAGUAAUGGGAGGUUUUUCAUUGGAGCAAUCAACAGCGGAUACAGACUGAAUGCACCUCUGAAUUUGAUUGCAAAUCCUCUUUCAAACGAUGAUAUCUUGGAGGAUGAGCUGGGAUUUCCCCGAGGAGAUCGACUCCGGCCUCCUCAGAGACCGUAUAAAAACCCAUUCCCCCAUUCCUCAGCCAAUAUGGAGUUUGGAAGACUCCCUGUAAUUAAUAUCCCUCACAUACCAAGAUCCGAGGACAGAAGGACUGCUAUUGCACCUGUACAUUCCAAAACAAAUCUAGUGGACACAGAGUUGAUAGAUGCUGACUCUGAUUUUUGAUUACUGGCCUAGUAUUGGUAUUGAUAAGGAUUCAUCUACUUGAGAAGCAGCAUAUCCAAUUCCAACUAGGAACUUCGGUAAACAUCACCUGUUAUAGUUCAAAUAAGUUAAUGCAAGUGGCAUUUUACUGAAAUCUGAUGAAUGUUCAUAGCAGUAACCGCAAGUAAUUUUUAAGUUCAAAUGGAUUCACAGAAGUGCUUUACUACUCAUUUAAGAGAUUAUAGCAUUUGUUCAUGAGGUUCAGUCUAUCCUGAAGAGGCCUUUCACUUUAAUGCUCAAGGUUGUGGAGUCUAUAAGUAAUGAAUUAUCCUAAUUGGCCAAUUUGGUAAAGUUAUUGGAACCUUUUUCAGAGCUGAGGGAUAGUGAACUAAUCUAAGGGUCAGGAAUGUAAAUAAUUCUGCUGGGCCAGGAUUAUUCAUUGAUCUUUGAUGUGCAUGUUAUCCAUGCUUUGCUUUCCGUUAGUUACAGUACUCAAGGAGGCCUUGUGGUCCAUUAUGUGUUGGUCAACCAUUUCCUAGAGUUCUACUGAACUCUGCUCCCAAGUUUCUUGUCUGAUCAUUCCAUCAAGUUACAGACUUGAUGCAUUUUAUUUUACAAAGCCCUAAUUGUUCCCCAAUGUAAUAUUUUAACAUUAAGAAUAUUAUACAAAAACAUUUUGAUCAGAUUGAGGCAAUAAUGUGACCAGGUUUGACUUGGUCAACUGUGUGUAUACUCUGAAUGGAUGGGAAAUGUUAGUCAUGACAAGCUGAAAGCGUCAACAGCAUCAAGAUGUUCUAAACUUGCCUCUAAGAAGUGGUCAGUAAUGUUUAUGUGGUCCAAGAUAUUUUGGUAGAGUUGUGCCCAAGCUAAAUGUAGAAAUGUCUCAUGCCUUCUAAUCUUUUGUCUGGACGUUGGGUGUAUCACAGGUUUUGCGGUUUUUGCUGGGUUUAGUCAUUUGUUAAUGCAGCCUCACUGGAAUGGUACAAAGAAUGAUAAGAUCAGUCUUACUUUUUCUUACUCAAGCUGGUCACUCCAUAACGUGUGCUGUUCUUUGCAACUCAACCAAGACCAUUCUUUAUCUUUCUCCCUCAAUCUAUCCUUUACUGCUUGAGAUUCUCUGCCCUUAAUAGUGUGUGCUUUAAACCCAAGUUACAAAUUUAAAACUGCCAGAAGAGCAUGCAUUGUAAAUGUUGCAUGAACGCACUUCUUGUGGUUUUAUUGUGUUGUAACCAACAUGAUUUAUUCCAUCGCUCUACCGUCCAUUUUCCAGUUCUCGACAUUCUGAAAACUACAGAUCAUGAAAACACCCUAGUGCCCAGUAUCUAACCCAGAGCAAAUCGCACUUGUCUUGUGCUUACUCAUAUUGGCUCCUGAUUAACCCAACACCUCAAAUCUAUAAUCCUCAACUUUGUGCUCGUCACUCGAUGACAUCAUCCCAGUAUAUCUCUGUAAGCACCUUCCGCACUAUAACCCUCCUUGUUAUCUCUGCACACCUCUGAUUCUUGCUUGUCUUUUAAUCCUCAAACCUUCCUCUUUGACCGUUUUUUUUAGUCACCCUUCCUAAUCGGAUAAGAGAUAGCAGAUUUAAAACAGAUGAGGAGAAAUUAAUUCUCUGAAAGACUAAUGAAUGUGUGGAAUUCACGACCCCAGAGUAUGGUGGAUGCUAGGGCAUUGUGUCAAUUUAAGGAGGAGAUAGACAGUUUUCUACUUGAUUACGAGUAGAAAGGUUAUGAAGAGCAGACAGGAAAGUGGAUUUGACUCAGAUGAGAUCAGCCAUAAUUGUAUUAAAUGGCACAGCAAGCUCAAGGAGUAGAAUUGCCUACUCCUGCUCCUUGUUCUUAUGUUCUUAAUACCUCUUACUUGCCUCAAUGUCUUUUUCUAUCUAAUUAUGCUUCUGCGAAGCACCAUGGGACAUUUUGUCUCCACUAAAUGGUAGCACAUUGUUGUACGGUCACUUGCUGUUAAGUUGGACUCAAGGAUUAUGUAAGAAAACAUUGAAGGACAGACAGAUUUAGUAUUACCCUUCUUUAUGAUGAGAUUAAUUUUGCAAAUGGAUGCAGUGUGUGCAAACAGACUUUCAGUCUCGAAUCCAAUCAAAGCCAAAGCUCCAAAUUCAACAACUCCAAGAAUAAAAAAUGAUCUUGAUUGCAGCAGCUUAGAGCAUAGAGACAUAAAGCUAAGUGUGACCUUUGUUUUGUCAUUCUGCCUCAUCCAUUUACAAUCACCUGAAAAGAGGGUGAAACAAGCAGAAUUACAUAGGAAAAGUACAGAGGGAAAACACAAAAUAUAUUUCAAAUGCUGUUAAAAUUAUAUUGUGUUGCAAAACUGACUGGCACAAAUAAUUUUGUUUAAUGAAGAAUACUGCAGUGCGGUUUCUGAGGUUCUGUAUUUUAAUUUUUGUUUGACCAGAUUAUGUAUUGGAAUUGCAGUUAAUUAUGAAAGAAGUGGAUCAAUAGAAGGCAAGGAUUUGAGUGUGAAACAAGUCAGUUAUAGACACAAAAAAACAUUUCUGCAAGAACCAGAAGAUGGCAUUAAAAGUACAAAAACAGUACAGUUGUAACUAAUGUGCCUGAUUUGGGUCAUAUUACACAGUAAAAACUGAAUGCUGAUUCAGGAAUCUUGACCGAUCUAAAGCUAAUUGAUAUCUACAAUACCUGGGAGGUAUUAGGAAUUCAAGUAUGUUGUUCCCAAAAAUUUCCUCCUCUCCCUCCCUUGGUAGCAUGGAACAGAUCACUCUGUCCUUAAAAUUACAUGUGGAGUAAUGGUGUUCAGUCAAUGUGUUUGUUUCAGAUUUCUUCAUUUGCUGUUUUAUUAGAGGAUACCAAUCCAUUGAUUUUUAAAUGGAUUAACCCAGGUGCAACAAACAAAUUUAAUGGGCAUAGUCAAUAUUCAUAAUGUCGCACCACAUAUAAAAAGCCAAUUGAACUGAAUUUUUUUGUCCUGAGCAUGACAGGUCAGUGUGGAGGAAGGGACUCUGUAUUUGCUCAGGGUCAACCAUUGACAGUACUCUUGUUAAGGUGGGAGGUGACAGAUGUAGUGCAUAACCAGUCAGCAUAUUGACCAGGCCAAAGAUGGACUUGAUGUGAAUUGAAUAGGGAGGUUUUGAAGAUGCCAAUUACUGCCCAACCAGGACAUUGGAGAACCUGUUGGCUUUGAUGUUGAAUAGUUUAAAUACUAUAUCCAAAUACAAGCUGUGUUUGAACAGACAGAAUCUGCUGCUUAUCUAGAAAUCAAGUACCAAGAUUCUGCCCAAGUGCGAGAAAGGAAAUUUGCCAAGCAAGUGAGAAGCAUUGUGGUUUGGUUGAGGUUCCCUUUCAUUGUCCCUCCUUCAGCAAGUCACCCCUUGGUGACAGACUGUGAGUCACACUUUGUGAGGACACUCUGGUUGCUGACCUUUCUCCACUUGUCUCUGAUAUUUAAACAUUUUAUAUUUUUUAAUCCAUUGAUUACCUUCAUUGCUCAAAAAAUGCUGACGGUUUGAACUCUCUCUUUUUCGAGAUGUGAGGUACACUCUAUGGAUAUCCUUUUCAAUUUGAGUAAUAGUGAAAAUUGGGUGGUAGUGUUUUGGCAGCCUAUUUUGUCCUUGUCCUCACUUUCAUUUCCCAAUCAUUGCUGAUUCGCUAUACUAUUGAACAAAGUCAAAAUGACACACCUGGAGAUCUGUGUAUGUGCGAGCACCAUAAACAGCCAGCAUAUGGAGACCUUGUAAAUACUCACUUACCUCCUCCACUAAAUGAUAGUCUGGUUCCGUAAAAUGUUGAAGACUUGAUAUAUUUUUAUAGAAAUAUAAUGGUUAUUUUUGUACCACAUAUAGCCAUUUUAAACUUCUUGAUAUCAGUGUACAUAGACAUCUGUAGAGUGGUUACAAAUUAUCUGGAAGACAUGGGGAAAAGAUGGUCAUUUUUAAUACUCCCUUAAUUCCAUUGUAUGACAACUAAACAUUUUUCACCUGAAUAAAAGUUUGUAAACAUA
This is a messenger RNA of Stegostoma tigrinum, 7031 nucleotides long. RefSeq names its product smoothened, frizzled class receptor (gene smo). Bases 606 to 3080 code for a protein of 824 amino acids. Gene Ontology annotation, biological process: commissural neuron axon guidance; smoothened signaling pathway; central nervous system development. The record is from RefSeq and is a predicted model, not a curated record. NCBI's taxonomy places the organism in Eukaryota, Metazoa, Chordata, Chondrichthyes, Orectolobiformes, Stegostomatidae. Gene Ontology annotation, cellular component: cilium; plasma membrane; dendrite. The transcript is spliced from 12 exons. Gene Ontology annotation, molecular function: transmembrane signaling receptor activity; patched binding.